GAGCGGGCAAGCGCGUAGUCGCGCACCGACCGCUGCAGCGCGCGGCCGCCCUCACCGCUCCCUCUGCACGCAGCUGGCCUCCAAUGACCGCCACGACGCGACGAAACGAAACUCCCGCGAUCUGUGUCCGCGCAGUGCUUACCCCUUUGUGAUAUAUAAAAGCCACUAAUCGGUGCUACUUGAGUGAGUGAUGCCGAGAACGUACGAGAGCCGCACUUGGACGCACUGAUGAUGCCCCAAAUUACAUUAAAUGGGUAUCGCUUCGAGGAGUGAGCGAUGAACGGCGCACUAAACAAAUGAACUGUUAAACUGUGACGUAACAAUAACUUUGACAAAAUGAAAAACAGUGAAGAGUGUUUAGACUGAAAUACAGACUUAUAUAAAAAAGUGUGAUAUUUAAAGUUAUUCAAAAUUAGAUAUAGUAAUUUGUGUAUAACUCAAUUUAUAUUAAACAAUUAUUGUAAAUAUAACAGUGAUAAAGGAUUAUAAACUAAAAGAGAAGAUAUAAUAGUGAAACUGGUUUGAUUGGCUUACUUAUUGGAGUGUAGAGGCCGCACAAAUCUUCGUCGCGGCGACGGUGGCCAUCGCAGGCAUGGGAAUCAAAGUCAUGAUGAAAGCUUUCAAUAAGCCAAAGGACAUCCCAUCGCAGGUGCCGCCGCUCACGCCCGGCACCAACAAGAAGAUGGCCGAGGCGCUGAAGGCCACCUUCGCCUCCUGGGAGAAGGAACAGCUGCGCCUCGGCGUGCCCAAAGAUCCUCGUCAAUGGAGCGAGGCAGCGGUGGCGGCGUGGCUGCGCUGGGCGGCGCGCGAGUUCUCGCUCGAGGGCGUCGCGCUGCAGCAGUUCGCGCGCGCGCAGGGAAAGGACAUCUGCGCCAUGGGACGGGACGAGUUCGUAGCUCGAGCACCCGCCUUUAUGGGAGAUAUUCUAUGGGAACAUCUCGAAAUAUUACAAAAAGAUGUGGAGAAGGAGCGUUCUCUGAUCGCGAACGUGCCACCGAACAUGUACGAGAGCAACGUGUGCUUGCCCGAGCUCGCCGAGUACAUCCCCCCGCCUGCGCACCACUACAACAAUAAUAAUACUGGUGGCUACACGACCGGCGGUCCACGGGAAACGGGCACCUACUACCCCGAAGCGAGCGGCGCUGCCUCCGCGCCGGGCGCUUCGCCCCUCGAAGAGUACUACCCGCCGGAGUACCCAUCCGGAGCGCCCGCCGCGCCGCCGCAGCCCUACCUCGAUGACUACUACCACCAUGCGCACGCGCACGCGCAGCCCCUACUCACGCACGAACAUAAAUACCAACCGCACACUUAUAACAAGCCAUACCCACGAAACAGCGGUGGUCGGUACGGCGGCGGCGGCGAGGUGUACGGCGAAGGCUACGCGGCGGAAUAUGGCGGCGCGUGCGAGUGGGCCGAGUGGCCCGCUGAGCAGCACGCGCUGCUGCCUCAGGACAAGCUGCCCUACCCCGCCACCGGGCCAUGCUUCACCGGUUCAGGGCCCAUCCAACUAUGGCAGUUUUUACUGGAGCUGCUGACGGACAAGAGCUGCCAGGGCUUUAUCUCCUGGACCGGCGACGGCUGGGAGUUCAAGCUAACGGACCCCGAUGAGGUGGCAAGGCGUUGGGGCAUCCGCAAGAACAAGCCCAAGAUGAAUUAUGAGAAGUUAUCCCGCGGCCUACGCUAUUACUACGAUAAGAACAUCAUACACAAGACCGCCGGCAAGCGUUACGUCUACCGCUUCGUCUGCGAUCUACAGAGUCUGCUAGGAAUAUCUCCUGAACAAUUGCACGCCAUGUACGAGCCUAAGAUGGAGAAGAAGGACGACGAUUGAAGCGACCAUCGUCCGAGUUAAAGCCAACAAGCGCAAGUCACAAGCAAGCCCACAAAUGAGACACAUUUUACUUCAGAUCAUCGAUUUUUAUUUCAAUCACUUAUUUAUCUUUGAAUUUUAUACUCAUAUUUUAUUAUGGCUGUAAUUAGAAAGGGCAGCGCCUUUUAAGAUAAUAGAAGUUCUAAAUUAAAAUGACACAUUUGUACAGACUAGUUUAUGUAACUGCAUUCGUUGAAUGGUGUUUCUUUACAAGAGAAAGAAAAGAAAACUGCAGUCGUCCCUUUCAUUAUCUUUGGAAAAACAGAGACAACA
Molecule: messenger RNA, 2143 nt
Organism: Papilio machaon (common yellow swallowtail)
Lineage: Eukaryota; Metazoa; Arthropoda; Insecta; Lepidoptera; Papilionidae
Gene: pnt
Product: ETS-like protein pointed
Exons: 10
Coding region: 593-1831 (412 amino acids)
Biological process (GO): cell differentiation; regulation of transcription by RNA polymerase II
Cellular component (GO): nucleus
Molecular function (GO): sequence-specific DNA binding; DNA-binding transcription factor activity, RNA polymerase II-specific
Source: RefSeq, a predicted model, not a curated record